AUAAGUUUCCUGCGGCCACAAGGGAGAGCAAGGAACACAAGGACUAGUGGAUGUUCGCUUCCCACCUCCUGUCUCAGAGCCUCUGGCCACUGGGAGAUCCAGGGAAAGAACCUGGAGUCCCUGGGAAAGCAGAGAAUACCAGCGGACUCGAGAGAAGGCAAAGGGUUACAAGUGAGCAGACUGCGUCUGCACGCAACUGGAGCAGGGGGGCUUCCGGGGCUACAGGGGCUACAAAACGGCUGUGAUGCAAUCACGCAAGUCACCGCGUCAAAGCGUGGAUCCGGGGAUGUGCGCACCGCGGCCCCCUGCAUCCCGCUGCGGCUAAUCCUGCAGGCAGCCGCCGCCACCAAUUUGUCCCCACUCCACAGCAACCGCCCGGGGUCCCUCGCGAUCCCCUACCACCGCGGCAGUUCCUGAGAACUGCGGGGGCCAUGAAACCGGCGGGCGGCCGCGGCGGCUGGGGCUGGGGUGGCGGCAAGGGAGGCGGCAAGGGAGGUGACACGGGCUCAGGGACCAAAGGCGGCUUCGGGGCACGCACGCGCGGCUCCAGCGGCGGCGGUCGGGGCCGGGGACGCGGCGGCGGCGGGGGCGGUGGAGGCGGAGGCGGCGGCGACAGGCAGCGGCGCGGCGGUCCAGCCAAGAACAAGAACCGCCGCAAGAAGGGCAUCACCGUGUCGGUGGAGCCUCAUCGGCACGAGGGCGUGUUCAUCUACCGCGGCGCGGAGGAUGCUCUGGUCACGCUGAACAUGGUGCCUGGAGUCUCGGUGUACGGCGAGAAGCGCGUCACCGUGAUGGAGAACGGGGAGAAACAAGAGUACCGCACGUGGAAUCCUUUCCGCUCCAAAUUGGCGGCGGCCAUCCUGGGCGGCGUGGACCAGAUCCACAUCAAGCCCAAGUCCAAAGUGUUGUACCUGGGCGCCGCCUCCGGAACCACGGUCUCACACGUCUCCGACAUCAUCGGCCCCGACGGCCUGGUCUAUGCGGUUGAAUUCUCCCAUCGCGCCGGCCGCGAUCUAGUCAACGUGGCCAAGAAGCGCACCAACAUCAUCCCGGUACUGGAAGAUGCCCGGCACCCGCUCAAGUAUCGCAUGCUCAUAGGCAUGGUGGACGUGAUCUUCGCGGAUGUGGCCCAGCCGGAUCAGUCGCGCAUCGUGGCGCUUAACGCCCACACCUUUCUGCGCAACGGAGGCCACUUUCUCAUUUCCAUCAAGGCCAACUGCAUCGACUCCACAGCGUCUGCGGAGGCCGUGUUUGCUUCUGAGGUGAGGAAGCUGCAACAGGAGAACUUGAAGCCACAGGAGCAGCUGACUCUGGAGCCCUACGAAAGGGAUCAUGCAGUCGUCGUCGGGGUCUAUCGGCCCCCACCCAAGAGCAGCAGCAAGUAGCAGCAGCAGAAAUCAGGGAAAGUACUCCCGCGCUGCCACGAGACUGUGGCUUUGUGCCUCUCCUAUUGCGUUGUUUUUCUAUUUAAUAAAAUAAACAAUUCCCAAGUGUA
Molecule: messenger RNA, 1495 nt
Organism: Mus pahari (shrew mouse)
Lineage: Eukaryota; Metazoa; Chordata; Mammalia; Rodentia; Muridae
Gene: Fbll1
Product: fibrillarin like 1
Exons: 1
Coding region: 432-1385 (317 amino acids)
Biological process (GO): rRNA methylation; box C/D sno(s)RNA 3'-end processing
Cellular component (GO): nucleolus; small-subunit processome; box C/D methylation guide snoRNP complex
Molecular function (GO): histone H2AQ104 methyltransferase activity; rRNA methyltransferase activity; RNA binding
Source: RefSeq, a predicted model, not a curated record